Messenger RNA from Coprinopsis cinerea okayama7#130, 448 nucleotides. RefSeq lists its product as hypothetical. Bases 1 to 255 code for a protein of 84 amino acids. The transcript has 4 exons. The record is from RefSeq and is a predicted model, not a curated record. Lineage: Eukaryota; Fungi; Basidiomycota; Agaricomycetes; Agaricales; Psathyrellaceae.
AUGCAUCUCCUCAUUCUCAAUGGAGUAGAGAUUCCAACGGUCAUCCAAACUCGAUCCUCUUAUUUCUCUUCCACCAACCUCGAAUUGAGGACAAGUGUCCCCGUUGGACAUUGGUCGCCGACUGAGUUGACCAGUUCCUCCCAGCGUCCAGUCGACCUUCGUGCACGCGCGUCCAUCGCGCUUCUUGUUAUGGCGGAGACUGACUUCGCUCAAGACGGAGAAAUCCUGCUUCUGCGACGCCUUUCCACGGCGUAACAAGAUGCGACGUAACGAGUGGGCGAAGCAUGGCUCGCCGUAUGGGAGGAAUAAUUGCCUUGUCCUCUUUGUCGCUGGUUCAUCGAACAUUCUACGACCCGUUCUGAUUUGAUGCCUCCGUUACCACAAUUCCAUUCCUUUGUAUCACGGCGUUAGCUUCAGGCUGUCAAUCCAAAAGCAUCGUUUUACUCCA